CCAUGGUAGGAGGUAAGAGGUUCGGUCCCCACCUGCUGAAUGUGAGGAAUAUAACUGUUGGACUCAUAAUUAUUGAGUGGUGAAUUAUUCCAAACAACUGUGUAUUUCUUGAUCCUUAGUAAGUUUCUAGAACAUUGCUCUACUCAAGAAGUUCAGGGCACUAUACUAAACCAUUCAACAUGAAGAUAAUGUCACUCAUCAGUUCCCUCCAGUAUAGUUCUCAAAGAUCAAAAAUGGAAUGCCAUUACUUAAAUUGCAACAUUUCUAAACUCGUAUUCCAUUUUGAACACAAAGAAGUUGUGUUGUACUUUUUGUAGUGAAUAUUUUAAGAAGGCCUGGUGAAGAGCAUUCCAGCGGGGGGUGUAAGAUAGACAAAACAUAUUGUCUUAUGUGUAGUGAGAUGUUUCCAGACAUGGAGAAUUAUUCCAAAACGGUUGGUAACCCUCUCUCAGCCAAGAGAUUGGGAAAGUUGUACUUUCAGAUUCUUUGCUUCAUAACUUCUUUGAAGAGAAAUGGUUUAAGAAAAUAAUUUAAGAGUAUUUGAAAUCUGGAAAUAUGGCCAGUUAUAUUGGUACACCUUUUUUGGUUAAGGUUCAUGCAUUUGUUUUUACACCUUACUCAAUGAGAUAGGUUGAUAGGCUUUUGAAUUGUAGUUGCUGACAGUUUUAGAGUGAUUUAAUUCUAAGAUAUAGAUUUAUGUCAUCAGUGAAUAUAAGGAUCUCUGUAAGAAUAUGUGUCACAAAUUUUUGGUAAACAAAACAGUAUUUUUAUUCUCUUUACCAUAUUUGAAAAAGUUCUGAAUUAUGCAGCCUAGUAUUAUGUUUGAAUGAAAUGGCAUUUGUUCAAGUUGUUACAAAUAACUAAUUUUUCUUUAAGAUGCUGAGUUAAAAUGCCCCAGGACACCGGCAAGCCUCCAUUCAACAUUAAGCGUGCUAGUGGGCCUAAGUAUGGAGGAACUAUGCCUGAUGUCGAUACUAAUCUUCCCAGCUGGCGAUCUGACUUAGACACAGAGUCCAACUUGCCACCUAUUCUUAGGGGAAGGUUACAUGAUCUCUUCUCUCAGAUAGAAAAAGAAUUUGAAACACUUUAUGCUGAAAAUAUAAGUUUACAAGAAAAGGUUGAUGUCCUAAAUGAGAAGCUGGAAAGAGAAAGUCUCAUUAACGAAAAGCAAGGUUAUGAUUUCACGGAUUUUGAAAAUCCUUCAAAAAUAUCAAAACAUAAAUCUGGCACGAGUUCAUCACAGAAGUUGAAGACAGCACACAAGCUGAAGGCACAAACCAGUAAGAUUGUGAGCAGUUUCAAGGGGCCAACAGUCAGCUGUAACCUGGUACGGGAGUUCUCAGGGCAUCGCGAUGGUGUGUGGGAGGUGGCAGUAGCUCGGCCUGGUCAACCUGUUAUUGGCACUGCAUCUGCUGAUCAUAGUGCCUGUAUCUGGGGGGUGGACUCUGGUCGCUGUUUACUGCAGUACCUGGGACACCAAGGCUCUGUCAACUCCUUGCGGUUCCAUCCUACCAAGGACCUGGUUCUGACCUCUAGUGGUGACCACAAGGCUCAUGUUUGGCAAGCUGCUGUUAACUGGGAGACUUCGAAGGGCAAUUCAUCGGAUGAGGAACUGGAAGGUUUAGAGGGGGAAGGGGAGGAGGAGCGCCCUCCACCCUUGCGCACUCCACUGGUAGAGUUGGUGGGUCACACUAAUGUAGUGAUCUCGGCGGACUGGCUGGCUGGAGGUGAACAGGCUGUUACUGCUGCCUGGGACCGCACAGCCAGCCUCUAUGAUGUUGAGACUGGCGACAUGGUGCAAACUCUUAGUGGACAUGACCAGGAGUUGACACAUACGUCUGCCCAUCACUCCCAGAGGUUGGUGGUGACAUCUUCACGUGACACAACAUUCCGAUUGUGGGACUUCCGUGAGCCUAUACACUCAGUCUCAGUGUUCCAGGGUCAUACAGACACUGUCACCUGUGCUGUAUUCACUAAGAGAGAGGACAAGGUAGUGUCUGGUUCCGAUGAUCGGAGUGUCAAGGUGUGGGAUCUGCGCAACAUGAGAUCUCCACUGGCCACAAUCCGGUCCGACUCUGCAGUCAACCGAUUAGAUGUUUCCAAUGCUGGUGUGGUGGCGAUACCACAUGACAAUCGGCAGGUACGACUGUAUGAUCUGGGUGGUCAGAGGAUCGUCAGACUGCCCCGAAACAAUCGGCAGGGCCACCAACGGAUGGUCUGCUGUGUGACUUGGGUGGAUGACAAUUCUUCAAGCAUGCCUUGCAACUUCUUCUCCUGUGGCUUUGACCGUCUCAUUCUCGGCUGGAACAUCCAAUCUGUUAAAGAUACUUAAUCUAUUGCAGUAUUUAAAUUUGAGUUUUGUGAAAACGAAUCUUCUUCAGGAACUAUAUUAUAUUUCUUCUUUUUGUAUAUUACGUGGUUGAACAAAUGUAUUAGAGAAAAUCUUAAUUAAUACUUACUUGUUGCUUUAGUAUUAUUCAACCAGUUAUUAUAUUAUGUUUACUAUCACUUGAUCUGAUCUCUCUUAGCUCAUAACAACACUGAUUGCCAUUAGUUUCUUACAGAACUUUGUUCAUAGAGAUAUUGGUAAGUGAAGAAGAUUAGUUUUUAAUGAUCUGAACAUGUGAAUAGUAUUUUGUUUAACAUCACAAAGUAUAUCUAUGUAUAUCAAAGUCGUCCACUGUAGGCCUACAUAUAUUUUUGUGAAUAAUUUAUUUAUAUUUAUUAUUUUCUUGUUACUAUAUUAGAUCACAAAUAAAUUACUGGCCUAUUUUAGCUGUUUAAAUGAUGAGAUCACACAAAUAAACAGGUGAGAUGGAAUUUUUAGUAUAAUUUUUUUUAUUGGUGAUUUAUAGAUUAUAAUGCAAAUAGUGGUCUAGAGUUAUAUGGUUUGCAUCUGAAAAGUAUGUAGUACAAAAUAACAGAUUUUACACUAUUUUUAUGAUCUUUAAAUUUAUGCUGAUUGCACAACUUCAAACUUUAUAACAGGUUAUUUUUUAGUAUGUAUGAUAAUCAUGUGUCUGUUUCAUAUUUUCAACUCCCAAUUCAUACAUUUCCUUAGCUGUACGAAUAUUUCAAACACUAAUUUCUUUAGCUACUUGUUUUAUAGUAUCUCUCUCAGUACAAACAGAAGAAAUAGAUUUCAAAUGUGAUUAUUAUCUUAAAAAUUAGAUAUUGAAAAUGUAUUAACUAAUUAUUUAAAUGUUAAUUUUUAAUUUGUUCAAAAUUCUUACCAUGACAAAUCUCUAACCUGAGCAUGAUUAUUUAUUAUUUUAAACAUUUCAGAAGUCAUACCACCUUGAAACAUUCCAUGAUAUAACCGAGUAAGCAGUUUCCAAAAAAGGUUUUAACUUGAUCUUUGCUCUUUGUGGAUUCACAACACUGACAAAUAUAUACUGUAGGUGUAAACGUUCACAGUGUAAUGUAAAAUACAUAAUGGUUAUUGUAUAUUACUCAAAACUUUGUAAGAACAUCAUAUUAAAAUGUUAUAAGAUAUUAUAACUUAAAUUUUGUAAAUUCUAAAUCUUUUCAAUUUUACUGUUCAGUGGUUAAUACUUGAGAUGCAUCUCAAAAAUGUAAAUCACCACCUAGAAACUGUUUACUAAAUUUAGUUGGCACAUUAAACAACUUAUCUAAAGCAUUUAUAAAUAUCAAUACCGUAUCAUGUAAGGUUUUUGUCAGGAUUUUAAAGAGUUAUUGUGCUUAUUGAUGUUAUGUUAGGGUUUGUUUAGUUUUGUAAUAUCUUUUUUUUAUUUCUCCUUAUCGCAGCACAUCUUUAUCAAAAUGUAGAAAACAAGUGUUUGAUUGGUUAAAAUUAACAAAAGGAUCAAUGUAAAACCCAGAUUUAUAUCUAUCAGAUCUUGAGCCUAAAAUUUAUCACUGACUAAAACACUAGAACCAGCCCUCCACAAUUAUUUAAGAAUAGUUGAAGAUCCAUGUGUCUUAAUAACAGAUAUUAUGCCUAAAAUUAAUCAAGGAAAGAGCUUUCACAAUAGGACCAAUCCAAUUAUUAAAUACAAGAAAAAAAUUAAAUUUGAACCUAUUAGAUCUUGGGUUCUAAAAUAGUAAAAAUCAAAAUUGUAUUAUUCCAUAUACUAAAGACAGUUGAAGACAUUUUCAUGCUACCAGAUCUUGGCCUAAAAUAUAUCAAGAACCGAGUUAUAACAAUGAAUUAGCCCGUUAUGAAGGCCAUAGUCGAAGAAUAUUUCUAAUUUUGUUAUUAUUUAUAAUCUGUAAGUUAUUAUAUUUAUUAACUGUAUGUAAUUUAACAAAAUGUAAGCCUAAUAAUUAUAAAGUUACCAACAUUUUCUUCCAUGCUCAUUUAUGAGUGCCAUAUAUGUAUUAUUUUAUGUAAAUAAUCCAUUGUUAGGCUGUAUUAAUUGAUGUUGAUAGCCAUUAAUAGAUAAUUCCACUUUUGUAUGCAUGUUAUGUUGUGUUAUACGUUCACAUCUGUUUUUUCAAUGGUUUAUGUACAUUUUUAACUCAUACAAGAGUUACCAUGUUGAAUACUGAGGAAUAUAUUCAUCACUUUAAUUAUGUUAAUUACAAUACACGUUCUUUCAAAACAUUUACCUUAAUAAUUUUUACCUUAAAAUUUAUGUUCAUACAGGUCUUCACCCAAACUAUUCCUAAGAAGAGUUGUAUCAUCCAAACUGGUAAACUAGUUGUUCAUUCUUUCUGUAAUACUUGGGUAUUCUAAAUAAUGUUUAUAGUGUUUAAUUUUAUUGUUUGUUCAACACACAAUGUAAGUAACUGUGGACGUUAUGUUUGUAUGACUGGUUCAAAAACUUAGUUAUUGAAUAGUAACUAAUAAAAAAUUAGUUUUGGCAGUGUAUUAAAAAAAAGUAUAUAAUAUGCUAUUGCUUUCAUCAUAAAAUGUUCUUAAAGUUUAUAAAAGUCAGCAUGUCAUUCAGUGACAUGAAAAUUGUUGAGAAAUUCUAUAAAAUUAUUUGUUUCUUACAGUGUACAGUAUACUUGUAGAAACAUCACCUUCCAGCUGAAGAAAAAUGUUUCAAAUCUGUUUAUAGUAAAAUUGUAAUAAAUAAAAAGCCUAAAGCAUGUAAUGGUUCAAAAAACAUUUUCUUACAUUGUACACCAGUUGACUUUGUUUUUACAAUAUGUAACGUGUAAAAUUUAUUACACUUAACCAUUUGGUGUCGACUUAUGAAUAUUAUCCGUGCGGCUACUUCAGAAUUUAUUUUCAUAAUACCAAUUAUUUAACCAUAAAAGUGGCAAUUAAAAUUUUGCUGAAUAGCAGACCAUUUUUACUCUCCAUGGAGGAGUUCAGUAAAUUGUUUAUAACAUACACAUGAUAUGACCAAACCUUAUAGUGUUAUAUAUUUUAAUAGUCAUAAGUUGUUGUUGCUGUGAGGAAGUUUGGGGCAUGAUCAAAAUUAAUUGCUCAACGUUGGUGAUGUCAUAUGUGGAAGAUCAGUGAUAUUGUGGUUUGUCUUAAAUCCCCGAGUUGGUAAUCAUUUGAUGUAGAUCAGUUUCAGUUCAAUUAUUUAAUCAUUUAAUUCUAGCUCCACGUUAUUGUGUCUUUAUGUACAUGUUGAUUGGAUUUUAAAUGAAAUUAAAUGGAAAUAAAAUGAGAAUGUAUUUUCAGA
This is a messenger RNA of Homalodisca vitripennis (glassy-winged sharpshooter), 5606 nucleotides long. RefSeq names its product WD repeat-containing protein 37 (gene Wdr37). NCBI's taxonomy places the organism in Eukaryota, Metazoa, Arthropoda, Insecta, Hemiptera, Cicadellidae. Bases 890 to 2332 code for a protein of 480 amino acids. The transcript has 11 exons. Gene Ontology annotation, molecular function: protein binding. The record is from RefSeq and is a predicted model, not a curated record. Gene Ontology annotation, cellular component: preribosome, large subunit precursor.